Periconia digitata is the source of this 1214-nucleotide messenger RNA. The record is from the annotation of a GenBank genome assembly. Lineage: Eukaryota; Fungi; Ascomycota; Dothideomycetes; Pleosporales; Periconiaceae.
CAAUGCCUUUUGUCACUGCUGGUUUAUGGCGCGGCGCAAAUCUUAAUUGCACCAACGCCGGAGGAUGUGAAGCUCGCGACACCGCUGUCGUCCUUGACUCGGCGUCUCACUGGAUUCAUCAGAAGGAUGAUACCAGCAAAGGAUGCGGAAACUGGGGCUCAGGUCCUGAUGCGACCGCAUGCCCCGAUGAGGAGACAUGCGCCAAGAACUGUAUCAUGGAGGGUAUCCAGGAUUACAGCACCUACGGAGUCUUCACAGAAGGCGGUGCUUUGACGAUGAACCAAUUCGGAGCGAACGGUGUUUCCAGCCCUCGUCUUUACCUCCUCGCCGAGGACGAGAAGAGCUACGAGAUGAUGGAGUUGACCGGCAACGAAUUCACCUUCGACGUGGACGUCUCCAAGCUGCCCUGCGGCAUGAACGGUGCUCUAUACCACGUCGAGAUGCCUGCCGACGGUGGACGAUCCGAGCUCAACCCCGGCGGUGCUACAUAUGGCACUGGCUACUGUGAUGCUCAAUGCUUCACCACUCCAUGGGUCGAGGGUGUUGGCAACAUCAAGGCUCAAGGUAUCUGCUGCAACGAGAUGGAUAUCUGGGAGGCAAAUAAGCGCGCAACCCAGGUCGCGCCACACACCUGCUCUGAGCCCGGUCUGUACCGCUGCACUGGCGAUGAGUGCGGCGCCACCGGCGUAUGCGACAAGAACGGAUGCGGAAAGAACCCCUACCGCAUCGACAAGUCCUACUAUGUUCCCGAUACCGGCAAGGUCGACACCAACAAGCCUUUCACUGUAGUCACCCAGUUCCCAGCAAAGGAUGGCGUGCUCCAAUCCGUUGUCCGCAAGUACGUCCAGGACGGCGUCGUCAUCGAAGACCUCACCUCCGAAAUCCCCAUGGACGACGAAUACUGCACCAACAACGGCGCAUCCAUGUUCAUGCAACUCGGCGGCAUGAAGGGAAUGGGCGAGGCCAUGUCCGCCACCCGACCCAUGGUGCUGGCUAUGAGCAUCUGGUGGGACGAGGGCACCUUCAUGAACUGGCUCGAUUCUGGAGACGCCGGUCCUUGCAACGCCACCGAAGGUGACCCCAAGGUCAUUACCACCAUCGAGAAGGAGCCCUCUGUUAUCUUUAGCCAGAUUAAGUGGGGUGAGAUUGGAUCUACGUUUGCUGGAAGUAACUCUACGCGUAAGCUUCGCCACAGGGCUUUGCGCGCCGAGUAG